This is a messenger RNA of Oenanthe melanoleuca, 2051 nucleotides long. RefSeq names its product butyrophilin subfamily 1 member A1-like. Lineage: Eukaryota; Metazoa; Chordata; Aves; Passeriformes; Muscicapidae. The transcript has 3 exons. Bases 977 to 1564 code for a protein of 195 amino acids. Gene Ontology annotation, molecular function: protein binding. The record is from RefSeq and is a predicted model, not a curated record.
UUUGGCUGAGCCUGUGCCAGAGAGAGGAAGAAAAAAAUCCCAAAAGGAGAAAAAAACAGUGGAGAAGCAGCCAGUGGAGGAAAACCAUCUGGAGCACCAAAACAGCACCAGAGACAGCAAGGAAAACACCAAGAAGGUUUGAGUGAGGGGGAAAAUCCCAAUGCAGAUAGAGGGGUUUCAUCACCCUGAUGUCUGUGGCGGGUGGGGGAAGCAGGAUUUGGAGCCCCCUCCCUAUCCCAUGAACUCAAGAAGGGAAGUGAUUUACCCUUGCUUUGGUCUCAGGAUCUUUGUUUUGGAUUUAAAGGUGUUUUGCAAUGGAGGGUCAUGGUGAUUAUUUGCUUCUCAUCUACCUGUAACAAUCCAGGUGGUGAAUUUGAGUGAGAAACAACAUGGGUCCUGCUUUUAUCUUCAUUUGGGUGAUUUUCUCACCUUUUUCCCACUCUUACUCAUCAUCCUGCUGCUUUAAUGCCCUUAUCUGCAGACUGGAUGAGGAAAACACAUGGAAAAGAAGCAACCUGUUUCUUUUCAACUGUCACACAUGAUUUAUUCAGUCAUUUUGGAGCUUUAUUACUCAUGCCCAGGGCCCUUAAGCAUGGACAAUUCCUUGUUUGCAUGGAAAACCCCACCCUGACUUCCAGAGGAUGAAUUUGAGACCAUAUGUUGCCAGUUCUUAUCUCCCCCAUACACAUUUUCUCCAAGAUCAACAGCAAAUUUCUUCCCUUCUCACAAGAUUUCUCUGGAUGUGAGAGGUGAAUGUGGCUUAUCUCAAUUUGAGGGACUUUCCUCACUCAAAUAAACUUUGUCAGAUUUGAUUGAUGAUUGGUGGAGGCAGAGACGGAUUUAAGACGGAUAGAUUCAGCCUUCAGCCAGCAUGAGGAAUGGAGAUUUGGGAAUAUAUUAAUAUCUACAAUGGAGAUGGAUUAAUCCCAAUGUGCUCCUCAUAGCACACAGUCAUCAGGAAGUUGCUGAGAGUGCAAUGGCUUUCUUCCUCAAACCACGGCCAUGCACGUGGCACCUUGCCCUGGACUACCACACGGCCAAGCAGUUUGAAGUGGACAUAACCCUGGAUCCAGCCACAGCGGGUCCAGAGGUGAUCCUCUCUGAGGACCUCAAAGAGGCCACGUGGGGCAGGCCUCGGUGCCAGUGGCCGGAGGGUCCGGGGCGCUUCGACACAGACCCGUGCAUGCUGGGCAGCGAGGGCUUCACCUCGGGCCGCCACUACUGGGAGGUGGAGGCCAAUGGGCGCUUCUGGGCCGUGGGGGUGGCCCGCGAGUCAGUGCAGAGGAAAGGCCGGGUCCUCUUCAAGCCCAGCACUGAAAUCUGGGGCUUGCAGAAGUAUGAUGAGCUCUGCGUGGCCCUCACGGCUCCAUCCAACACCUCUGUCCCGCUCCUCAACGGGGAGAUUGGCGUCUACCUGGACUAUGAGGUGGGACAGGUCUCCUUCUACGCCGUCAGCAGCCGCCAGCGCAUCUUCACUUUUCCAGUCGCCUCCUUCAGUGGGGAGAGGGUCUUCCCCUACUUUUGCGUGCUCCUCUCAACCAUUAAACUGUCCCCCAAGGGCUGAUGCCCUCGAAGGAUCCUCCCAAAAGCUGAUUGCAUCAUGGUGGCUGGAAAUGCUUGUUGAUGUUCCUCAGCUCUUAUUUUCCAUUUUGGAGUCAUUUUUGCCUCCAUCUUAGAUGUCUCUGUUUUGGGUUUUGUCCAGGGGUGUUUGGGUCUGAGCUCAGCACGACUCAUCUCAAGUUGUUAAAUUUAUCCAAAGCUCUUUAACAGGACCUGGGCUUCCCUGAGCUUGUUUUGAGCUAAAAACUUUGCUUUUUCUUCCUCUGAAGAUUCCUUUUGCUGACCUCAGUGCCUAUGAUUGGCUGGCUUCCAGCACAAAUUAAAAAUCUUAAAUUUUGCAGGCUUUGUAUUAAUACCAGCUGCUAUCACAAGGAUGUGCUCACACCCACUGCCCCCACUCUUUUCCUCUGCUGUUCCCCAUGCUUGAGAUGUAUUUCCAAGUACUUAGCAUGUAAAUAUGCUCAGAAUAGAAUAAAAUUAUUUUUCUUUAA